AUGGCGACCGCUGCAGCCAAUUCCGCAGCUCACCAUGUCAACCUGGCAUCAUUACCACCUCUGCCACGAAUAAGACCUCCUCGACUACUUAAAGGAGAUCCUCACCCUAAUAAUAACCCGCGCCCACAUAAUCAAUCUUCAGCGUCGAAUAGAAUCUGGGUUCAAGGAAAAUGGCGGCACCCUACCUCCAAUGCCGCCGAACAACAUCGCGAGGUGCAGUAUCGCCGAGUCUCCAAAGCGCUCCGGCAUAGAUCACAUGGACUAGACAUAUAUGCCUACCGACAUGUGCGAACUAACCAGGUGGUCUAUAGCCUGUCAAGGUCGUUACAGAAUACCCAAGUCCUCAAACAACUGCUGUUCCAUGGCAAGAAGACUGUCCCCGAGGCUGUGCGUCGAGAUAUGUGGACCCCCUACUUUUCGGUACAUUUCCCCGACAACCUCGCAGGAGCCUCCACAGGCCUAGAGGCUUUCAAGAGCCUACGUGAGCUUUCAACACAACGACAGUUGUCACCUACUAAGGCUCUGCUUACUGCCACUGAAGAAGAUGUCGAAAUUGCAAGGUCCAAAUUGGGUGGACCUCUUGAAAUCUACCGGUUGGAACAAUCAGACAAUUGGCAAGACAAGAGGAAACUCGAAUUAAAAUUACCGAAAGCGGGGGAAUUACUGCCCAAGAAAUUACGAGCCAGACGGCUGAUGGAUCAGAAGGCGACAAGUGUCGCAGAUGUCGCGUUCGUCCUUGAUCGCAUCAGCUCGGGCCCUGGCCCCUUGGAGAAGAUGAUCGCCAUGGAAAUCGAUCGGGUCGCGCGCCACAAGGAACAAUCGAGGCGGGGGCGUGCAAGAUUGAACGCUGCAGCAAGGAGACUUACGGCGAAAGAAACUAAGAUGGGAGAGGUUGCCCAACUAGUUUUGGCUGGAAAACACGACCCUGACUCCGAUGCAAGAUUCAGUUUUGUGCAGAUAGACAGACUGGGCUUGGAGCAUCAGCUUUCUAGGUCACCUGAGAACUCUCGUGGUUUCAUAAAUGACGGUCGAGGCGAAUCGCUUUCCAGAGCAACAGAGCUAUGGCAGUCACUCAAUCCUAUCAAUCCAGCGCUAGUUGACGUCGAGGAGUAUAAAGAGCGGAGGGCUGUGUCACAAGCGGCGGAGCAUGAGGCUUUGAAGGCAUGGCAUUCAUCGGAACAUCAGUCGUCGAGUGCUUCUACUGCCUCAAUGUGGACUUUUGUUAAGGAGAAGAGACAAGCUGCGUUGGACAGCUUUGAUGAGAGCUACCUAGAGCGAAAGAAGAGUGCCGCUCUUGCUCGAGCUGCGGCUGAAGCCGCAACAGAACACGAAGAACUUCAGACGGCCGGGACUGGUACUUCUCCUGCAUCCCUUGAGGAUCUGGUUUCGAGUAAACAGGCAGCAGCCCUCGAGAAUUUCGAAAAGCGGGAGGUAGAGAGACGCGAAAAUCUUAACCGCGCCAUCAAAGAAGCUACAUCCAAGCUACUCAGUGGCACACUUGCAAGACAAGGUGGGGUUGAGCAGUCAAGUACAAAGGCCGAUAGUGAAUUAUCUCCGGCGGAAUCCCCUUGGUCCAACACCUGGGACAUCAAAAUGUACUGGGCCGACUUGAAUGAUGGCACUUUUGCCAAAAGCUGGCCACAGACGGUGAUUCACGACCUUCUCGAGCCGUAUGCGGUUACCAAAGGAAGCAACGGACUCGUCUCCAACAAAAGCGUCCACGUCAUCGGACGCGGUCUCCACGAUGGCUGGGUGCCUCAAGAACAGCUGACAGAUCCCCAGCGCCCGGCUCCGAAAUCGAAGUGGGAGGCACCUGAGGUCGAAGUUGAAGAGGAAUCCGCGGGAAUGGGCCGAGGACAUCGUCCAAUCCAGCUUGGGCUCGACAGGUCGCCAGUCGAGCAGCCUCCGCCAGCGGUAACCGGGAUUUUCGCUCGUCUACGCCAGUCCAUCUUGGGCCGGUAG
Exophiala bonariae is the source of this 1962-nucleotide messenger RNA. RefSeq lists its product as uncharacterized. The record is from RefSeq and is a predicted model, not a curated record. Gene Ontology annotation, biological process: DNA recombination. Gene Ontology annotation, molecular function: structural constituent of ribosome; single-stranded DNA binding; DNA strand exchange activity. Bases 1 to 1962 code for a protein of 653 amino acids. NCBI's taxonomy places the organism in Eukaryota, Fungi, Ascomycota, Eurotiomycetes, Chaetothyriales, Herpotrichiellaceae. Gene Ontology annotation, cellular component: mitochondrion. The transcript has 2 exons.